AUGGCAAAACCAGCGCCAGGUGUCAAUGAGGACAACAUUGAAAGAGCCGAUACUGGCAAUGAAGUCGGGCUUGAAAGUGAGAAGAUGAACGUGCGAGAGGCCCAUGAGGUCUUUAAGAAGUCAGCCGAAGGCGUGGAUUUCAGAACCGUCAGCUGCUUUGUUUCCGCCGUAUUGAUCACGGGCUUCUCUUCGGUCCGUACGUUCUCGCGCUUGGGAUGGCUUACAUGGGUCGGCUUCUUCACAUUCUUCAUUGCAGUCUUUAUCUUCGUUGUAGCUGUCACGCAACAAAGCCGCCCGGCUAUCGCGCCACCAACAGGCGAUUUUGAGCUCGGCUGGACCGCAAUUGCUUAUCCGUCCUUUGCAGCUGGCAUCACUGCGAGUGCGAACAUUUUUAUCAGUGGAAGCGGCUCCAUGAUGUACAUGCCUGUGGUAUCGGAAAUGAAGAACCCUACGGAUUACAGGAAGGCUUGUUUGGUUGCAGGAUUCUUCGUCGGAGUGCUGUAUCUAACUUUCUCGCUUGUCAUUUUCCGAUGGUGCGGAGUUUGGAUUGCAACUCCGGCGUUCGGAAGCGCCGGUGAACUUUUCAAAAAGAUCAGUUAUGGAAUCGCUUUGCCUGGAUUAGUGAUUGGCGUUGGUGAGUCGUGCCCUAUAUGGCAGCUACUGCAAGACGGAACCGAUCAAUAUCUGGUUAUGGUUUCGACGAGACACAAGCUAACUUGUUCAGGUAUAUACCAGCAUGUCGCCGCUAAGCUCAUUUUCAUCAAGUGCGUCACUUAUAAACGCCUCGACCGCGACCUACACUGCAAUCCGCUACCCUCAACCUCGUCCACAGUCACCUCACUUGCUGAAUACCCAGAGCCUACAUUGAGAAUCAUGUCCACGAUUCCAUUGCAUCCGCUUGCGGAGCACGUAUACAACAUGUUGCUUCUGAACGAAGAUGCCAGCAAGCAGAUGAUCGAAAGCAGAAUCCAGGGUCUCAAAAUCAUGUCCAACAACAUUCAUUUCCUAGCCCGCACCCACGGCGGUAUCGACGCUCGCCCUGACCAGAUUUCGAUCACAAACACUAUCAUUCGCACCGGGGAGGUUCAAAUGCAUCGCAUUGUCGUUGUCUUCCACUGGGAAGAUGGGACAUUCAAGAGGCUUGUUGACGCAGCCGGUAAUGUCGACGGAGUGGAGUCCGCUAACGAUGUCCUUGCAAGACUCCUGUCUGAUGCGGUGAAUAAGGGCCUGUGA
Molecule: messenger RNA, 1233 nt
Organism: Didymosphaeria variabile
Lineage: Eukaryota; Fungi; Ascomycota; Dothideomycetes; Pleosporales; Didymosphaeriaceae
Exons: 3
Coding region: 1-1233 (410 amino acids)
Source: RefSeq, a predicted model, not a curated record